Messenger RNA from Scomber scombrus (Atlantic mackerel), 1052 nucleotides. RefSeq names its product small integral membrane protein 12 (gene smim12). The record is from RefSeq and is a predicted model, not a curated record. The coding region runs from base 52 to 327 and encodes 91 amino acids. NCBI's taxonomy places the organism in Eukaryota, Metazoa, Chordata, Actinopteri, Scombriformes, Scombridae. The transcript is spliced from 2 exons.
UUGACCCAUUGCUGCACCAGGCGUGCUAACGGUAAAGAGCAUUGUGCAGUCAUGUGGCCUAUAUUAUGGACAGCGAUGCGGACCUACGCCCCUUACGUCACAUUCCCUGUGGCGUUUGUGGUCGGAGCAGUGGGCUACCACCUGGAGUGGUUUAUCAGGGGGACCCCCAAUCCUCGAGAGGAGGAGAAGAGCAUCGUGGAGCUGAGGGAGGAGAGGAAGCUGCAGGAACAAGUGGGGUUGGACAGCACCCAGGUGCUUAGCCUCAAAGAUAAACUGGAGUUCACACCCAAAGCAGCUCUAAACAGGAACCGACCCGAAAAGAGCUAACCCGUCCUGCUGGGAGAGACUCAUUUCCAGUUGGAGGAUAGUGCAUUGGGAGCAAAGGGGACGAACCAGAGGGCCAAAACACCUAUUCUUCCUGUUCACCAUGGCAACACAUUCUCACUCCAGCAUGCCGGUGUAAAUAUCAGACACUUUGUGGAACAUAAAGGACAGCUAAAAAGUAAAUACCAUUCUGCUGAGUCAAAUAUAGCUUAUAUGUGCUGUAUGUGGUUAAAAACCUGUGUGACUUCAUAUGAAACUUUGGCUGUCUCUGAUAACAAGGUGUGAUGCGGUUUGGCCUCCUUUUGUCCACUGGCUCGAAGGAAAGAGCAUUUACUGUUUUAUUUAAAUCUAGUUGUUGUUCCACGACACAAAUUGUAUUGUGUCUUGACUGUAAAACACACAAAUGUCUCUUUCUUUGAUUCUUUGAUUUUUUUUCGUAUGCAAGAAGGCUGUAAUAAAGUGUUUCUCCUUUUAAUAUCAUGUGUGUUAUAAGGAAGGAAUCCUGAUUGUGAACAUAAAAGCAGAGGAGAAAACUUUCAAAUCUUAUGUAACCUUUCAUCAUAUGUGACUAAAUAAGGCAGCAGUGUGUGGGGGGUCUCUCAGGAAGUUUAUGCUGCUUAGUCCUAUUGUCUGGAACAUCUACACACUGCUUUCAUUUUAGAAAGUUGUGAAGGUUUGCACACCAAACAUUUUAAUUGUGAGUGAUCUUGCUGUAUAUGACAAAUAAA